UGCUUCACAGCCGUCUCAGAACUAUCAAUUUUCAGACCGUACUUUACUGUCUUUGGUUGCAUGUUUUGAACAAGAGUUGUGGGUUUUAUCUAUAUUUUUUUAUGGGAAUAAAAAAAGGGUCUGAAGUUUUAAUCUGUCCCCAAAAAUGUGUAAACUACAGCUGUUGAAUGUGUUUAUCACCGAGCGUUUAACAACAGCAGCAGUGGAGAUAUUUGUUUCGGCAGAAAAGACGUUAGCAGAGUACCAGGAGCGGCUAACAACAGCGGCAUUUGAGAUAUUUGUUGUGGUGGAAAAGACGAUCGCAGAGGUUCAGGGAGAGAACGACCGUCUACGGGGGCUUCUUCUAGAUCAUUUAGGAGCAGAUCCCCAACAGCUAACUCUCCCUGAAGAGGAGGUUUCCCCUAAGCAGCAGCAGCAGCAUUGUGAGCAGGAGUGGAGCCCCAGUCCGGGGCAGGAGGACCCAGAGCCCACACAGAUUACAGAGGAACAGGAGGAACUCAGGACCAGUCAGGAGGAAGAGCAGCUACAAAGACUUAGGUCUGCUACCACAGAGGUUGUACAGUUGAUAUUUAUUCCUCCCUGUGUGGAAAGUGACUGUGACCAGGACAGCAAGACAGACUCUCUACCCAGCAACACAACCGAACAGACCCAAACAGCAUUGGAUGACGAGGAUUACAGAGCAUCACAACUAACCAGUCACUUUCAUCCCCUCUCUACAGUAAAUCCCCACUGUUCUUCAGCUCUGAGUGAAAUCAUUGUCAGUAUUGAUGAAGACGAGAGUGAAGAACUACCGUCAAGGUCAAAGAGAACACGGGAAAAGCAAAGCUCUCAAGUCUGCACGAAGACCAAGACAACCAGUGAGCUGAAAGCACAUUUAAAGUCUCACACAAGCAGGAGACCAUACAAGUGUCAUGUGUGCAGUAAAAGCUUUAAGACACCAGGCCCUUUAAAAGUACAUUGGAGAAUUCACAAAGGGGAGAAAUCACACAGCUGUCCUUUUUGUCUUCAAAGCUUUAAGUCAAUAAACGGUCUACAACUACACCAGAAAGUUCACACAAGGGAGAAAGAGAGACCACAGCAAUGUCCUGUGUGCAAUGAAUCAUUUCUUGGCAUAGCUUCUUUAAAAGAGCAUCAGCGAAUUCACACAGGUAUCCCAUAUCAGUGUACAGAAUGUGGCAAUUCCUUCCGAGUCAAGAAAGACUUCAACAAGCAUAUAAGGACUACUCACCCAGAGAGAGAACCAGUGACUCCAACAGAGAGAGAACCAGUGAAUCCAACAGAGAGAGAACCAGUGAAUCCAACAGAGAGAGAACCAGUGAAUCCAACAGAGAGAGAACCAGUGACUCACCCAGAGAGAGAACCACAUCAGUGUUUUGUUUGUAGAAAAAGCUUCACAACAUUGAGCUAUCUAGUAAUCCACCAGCGAAUUCACACCGGAGAGAAACCGUAUCAGUGCCAUGUUUGCAGAAAAAGCUUCAUUAGGAAGGAAUACCUCAUUAAGCAUAUGGUAAAUCACACUGGAGAAAAGCCAUAUCUGUGCAAUGUUUGCGGCAAAACCUUCUUAAGGAAGGCGUACCUGAGAGUACAUAUGGUAACUCACACAGGGGAGAAAUCGUUUAAAUGCCCUGUAUGUGAAAAAGGCUUCAUAUCAUCGACUUGUCUCAAACUCCACCAGAGAAUCCAUACAGGGGAGAAACCCCAUAAGUGUAACCUAUGCAGCAAAAGCUUCAUUAGGAAGGCGUGCCUGAGAGUACAUGUGGUAACUCACACAGGGGAGAAACCUCAUCCUUGUAACGUUUGUAGCAAAAGCUUCACUCAGAAGAAAGGCCUGAGCGUGCACAUGAGGACUCACACAGGGGAGAAACCUUUCAAGUGCCCUGUAUGUGAAAAAUGCUUCACCUAUUCAAAUAAGCUAAAAUGCCACCAGCAAACCCACACAGGGGAGAAACCAUAUAAGUGCCACAUCUGCAGCAAAACCUUCACUCAGAGUGGAGGCCUGUCACGUCAUAUGAAGACUCACACUGGAGAGAAACCAUAUAAGUGUUCUGUAUGUGAAAAACGUUUCACAUCACCGACUAAUCUUAAACUCCACCAGCGAAUCCAUACAAGAGUGAAAUCAUUUACGUGCCCCGGGUGUGAGGAAGGCUUUACAUCGUCAAGUCUUCUAAAACGUCACCAGCAGAAUCACUGUGGAGAGAAGACAGAAAAAAAACGGCCAGAGGAAACAUUUCUCUGCAGUGAUUGUGGCAAAAGCUUCCGUACCAUGAGUUACCUGAGAGUGCAUAUGACGACUCACACAGGGGAGAAAGCUAAUAAGUGUCCUGCGUGUGAUAAUUGCUUUAUAACAGCCUCUGAUCUAAAAGUCCACCAGAAAAUUCACAAUGGAGGGAAACCAUAUCAGUGCAAGGAAUGUGACAAAUGCUUCACUCAAAGGUCAACAUUGAAAAAACAUGUAGGGUCUCACACAGAACUGCAUAUGUGUCACGUGUGCAGCAAAAACUUCACCCAAAAGGGAAACCUGACACAACAUAUGAGGACUCACACAGGGGAGAAACCGUUCAAGUGCCCUGUAUGUGAAGGAGGCUUCACGUCAGCCCCUUCUCUAAAACUCCAUCAGCAAAUUCACACUGGCGAGAAACCACAUCAGUGUGAAGUUUGUGGCAAACGCUUCAUUCAGAAGGGAAACCUGACAGGACAUAUGAAGACUCACACAGGGGAGAAACCCUUUAAGUGUGAAGUUUGUGGCAAAAGCUUCCUGCAGAGGGGAAACCUGACAAUUCAUAUGAAGAUUCACACAGGGGAGAAAUCUUUUAAGUGUUCUAUAUGUGAAAAGCGCUUCGCAACACUACGUGAUAUGACACGCCACAAGAGAAUUCACACGGGAGAGAAACCAUAUCGCUGCAACGAUUGUGACAAAUGUUUUAAUCAGAGUAGUUCCCUUAAAUCACACACGAAGAAUAUUCACAAGAGAGAGAGAACAUAAGUGUCCAUUGUGUAAAACAUGUCAAUAUGAAAAUGGAAAAGGUCCAUUCUAACUGACAGCGGUAAGAGAACAACAUAUCAUGGUUGAAAGGAAUGAUUGAAUGACUGAACUUGAAUGAGGAAUCCUUACUGAUUAAUUAUCAAAUGAAACAUAGAAUAUUUAUUCUUUUGUAAACCCAUGUUUUUUAGGGUUUUUUUUAGAGAGCAGUCUGAAUUUGUAGGCAGCAGGAGUCCUUACUGGUUAAUGAUAAAAGACAGAAUGAAACAGGAUAUUUGAACAACUGUUUUCACAUGAAGGAAGCUUUAGGUAUUGUUAAAGGACAAUGCUCAUCGAUCAUAAAAUGGCUGAUUUCAAAAUUAUUGAAUGAUUAUCAUGUUGAAGCAAUUGUAUUUUAAUUAUGUUUAACAUGGAGUAAGACAGUAGGGCCUGGUAUUCAUAAAGCCAGUCAUGAUGAAUUUCCACCUGAGACUUACUCCACACCAGUGUGUAGCCAAAUGUUAGUGUUAAUGUAAGCUCUAUUGCUGUUUUGGUUCCGCAACCUCGGACAACAAAAGUAGCCGCACCGUCCCGCCCCUGUCGGUGUGGUUCUAGAAUGCUGUUCGGUGUGGGGUUUAGAAUGCUGUUCGGUGUGGGUUUAGAAUGCUGUUCGGUGUGGGUUUAGAAUGCUGUUCGGUGUGGGUUUAGAAUGCUGUUCGGUGUGGGUUUAGAAUGCUGUUCGGUGUGGGUUUAGAAUGCUGUUCGGUUUGAUUUAGAAUGCUGUUCGGUGUGGUUUUAGAAUGCUGUUCGGUGUGGUUUUAGAAUGCUGUUCGGUGUGGUUUUAGAAUGCUGUUCGGUGUGGGUUUAGAAUGCUGUUCGGUGUGGUUUUAGAAUGCUGUUCGGUGUGGUUUAGAAUGCUGUUCGGUGUGGUUUAGAAUGCUGCUCGGUGUGGUUUUAGAAUGCUGCUCGGUGUGGUUUUAGAAUGCUGUUCGGUGUGGUUUUAGAAUGCUGUUCGGUGUGGUUUUAGAAUGCUGUUCGGUGUGGGUUUAGAAUGUUGUUUUAGAAUGCUGUUCGGUGUGGUUUUAGAAUGCUGUUCGGUGUGGUUUUAGAAUGCUGUUCGGUGUGGGUUUAGAAUGCUGCUCGGUGUGGGUUUUAGAAUGCUGUUCGGUGUGGUUUUAGAAUGCUGUUCGGUGUGGGUUUAGAAUGCUGUUCGGUGUGGGUUUAGAAUGCUGUUCGGUGUGGGUUUAGAAUGCUGUUCGGUGUGGGUUUAGAAUGCUGUUCGGUGUGGUUUUAGAAUACUGUUCGGUGUGGGUUUAGAAUACUGUUCGGUGUGGUUUUAGAAUGCUGUUCGGUGUGGUUUAGAAUGCUGUUCGGUGUGGUUUAGAAUGCUGUUCGGUGUGGUUUAGAAUACUGUUCGGUGUGGUUUUAGAAUGCUGUUCGGUGUGGUUUAGAAUGCUGUUCGGUGUGGUUUAGAAUGUUGUUCGGUGUGGUUUUAGAAUGCUGUUCGGUGUGGUUUAGAAUGUUGUUCGGUGUGGUUUUAGAAUGCUGUUCGGUGUGGGUUUAGAAUGCUGUUCGGUGUGGUUUUAAGAUGUUGUUCGGUGUGGUUUUAGAAUGCUGUUCGGUGUGGUUUUAAGAUGCUGUUCGAUGUGGUUUUAAGAUGCUGUUCGGUGUGGUUUUAGAAUGCUGUUCGGUGUGGUUAGGAUGAUAGAUGUAGUCUACUCCUCCGUUAGGAUGAUAGAUGUAAUCUACUCCUCCGUUAGGAUGAUAGAUGUAAUCUACUCCUCCGUUAGGAUGAUAGAUGUAAUCUACUCCUCCGUUAGGAUGAUAGAUGUAAUCUACUCCUCCGUUAGGAUGAUAGAUGUAAUCUACUCCUCCGUUAGGAUGAUAGAUGUAAUCUACUCCUCCGUUAGGAUGAUAGAUGUAAUCUACUCCUCCGUUAGGAUGAUAGAUGUAAUCUACUCCUCCGUUAGGAUGAUAGAUGUAAUCUACUCCUCCGUUAGGAUGAUAGAUGUAAUCUACUCCUCCGUUAGGAUGAUAGAUGUAAUCUACUCCUCCGUUAGGAUGAUAGAUGUAAUCUACUCCUCCGUUAGGAUGAUAGAUGUAAUCUACUCCUCCGUUAGGAUGAUAGAUGUAAUCUACUCCUCCGUUAGGAUGAUAGAUGUAAUCUACUCCUCCGUUAGGAUGAUAGAUGUAAUCUACUCCUCCGUUAGGAUGAUAGAUGUAAUCUACUCCUCCGUUAGGAUGAUAGAUGUAAUCUACUCCUCCGUUAGGAUGAUAGAUGUAAUCUACUCCUCCGUUAGGAUGAUAGAUGUAAUCUACUCCUCCGUUAGGAUGAUAGAUGUAAUCUACUCCUCCGUUAGGAUGAUAGAUGUAAUCUACACCUCCGUUAGGAUGAUAGAUGUAAUCUACUCCUCCGUUAGGAUGAUAGAUGUAAUCUACUCCUCCGUUAGGAUGAUAGAUGUAAUCUACUCCUCCGUUAGGAUGAUAGAUGUAAUCUACUCCUCCGUUAGGAUGAUAGAUGUAAUCUACUCCUCCGUUAGGAUGAUAGAUGUAAUCUACUCCUCCGUUAGGAAGAUACAUG
This is a messenger RNA of Salvelinus fontinalis (brook trout), 5540 nucleotides long. Its product is annotated as zinc finger protein 271-like. The record is from RefSeq and is a predicted model, not a curated record. NCBI's taxonomy places the organism in Eukaryota, Metazoa, Chordata, Actinopteri, Salmoniformes, Salmonidae. The transcript is spliced from 2 exons. The coding region runs from base 146 to 2983 and encodes 945 amino acids.